Messenger RNA from Babesia bigemina, 966 nucleotides. RefSeq lists its product as hypothetical. Lineage: Eukaryota; Apicomplexa; Aconoidasida; Piroplasmida; Babesiidae. Bases 1 to 966 code for a protein of 321 amino acids. The record is from RefSeq and is a predicted model, not a curated record. The transcript has a single exon.
AUGGUGUACACUUCGUUGACUGAAGCUCCUCAUAACCUCAAGGAGGGUAUUGACUGGUUAAUGGCUCUUAAGGGAACUAGUGGCGAGAACACCUUGAUGCAUAUGGUUGGCACAAUUCACCAUCUAUUCUCAGAUCACUCUGCUGGAAAUAAUCCGUUGCCGUCUCUCGAUAAAAUUAAGAGGAUUUCUAAAAAAUUUCUAGAGAAGCCGGAGCUGAGAGAUAAUAUGUUAGUGAAAAAGGUGCUGGAAAAAUUUAACCCUGUGGAUGGAACCGCAAAUACAGGGUUUAGGCGCUAUUGGCAUAAACAAUUUGAUGAGUAUGGACGCGUCGUAGGAGUCAAGGGUGCCAAACCUGAAUACAUCGAAGAGUGCUUAAGCAAUGUUAUGGAUGGUUUUGAGAAGCUCUUGGAUGAUAUCAAAAACCCUGACCAGUACGAGUCUGCUUACAGUGCAGAAGCAACGUGGGAAGCAUCCUGCGCAAAGAACCCAGAAGAUUGCGCUGUAAUUCUCGUGGGUAUUGCUCCAAUGCUGUACGCAGGGUUAAUAUCUCUAUGGGGUACAAGCGAAUCUAAAACUGGAGAGUUCCACCGGUUCGCGGGGUCAAGGAGCUUUGGUGAGGUGUUGAGAGCAUUGGGUUACGUACAGCCUCAAUGCCGCGCUGACAUAAAUGGCUCGAAACUAUUCAAGAAUUUUGAAGGGUUGGAUGACGAUUUACUACAUAAUACGUAUGAUCUUGCCGGAUUUGACGUUUUCUAUGGAUCGAAGAAAGCAGCUGUAAAAUCUGGCAAGCUUGACAAGGACGCACAGGACAGAAUUGACUUCUACGUCAACAUGAAGCCCAUUAACCCUCCCAAGAAGUAUGUAUUGCGCAAACAGCCGAAUACAGUUUCUGCUAUAGGCUCCAAGAACUUUUAUUAUCCGGGCGUGCCCACAGUGGCGAAUUUAGACGCUGCCAUCCCAUUUUAA